This is a messenger RNA of Sebastes umbrosus (honeycomb rockfish), 1004 nucleotides long. RefSeq names its product transmembrane protein 60 (gene tmem60). Lineage: Eukaryota; Metazoa; Chordata; Actinopteri; Perciformes; Sebastidae. The record is from RefSeq and is a predicted model, not a curated record. The coding region runs from base 428 to 832 and encodes 134 amino acids. The transcript is spliced from 2 exons.
CCGACCGGAAACUUGGAGUUCCUUGCCGGGAAUUGGUGGAGCUGAGCCGGAAGUAGCUAGCAGCUAGCAGCUAACAGCUAACUAGAGUUGCUCUGUGAGGCUCUGAGUUUAAACUACAUCUUCUGUUUAAAGUGGAGACUUUAGUCUCGCAGGUGAAGACUUGAAGACAGGUUGAGUCUCCAGGUGAACUUGAUCACUGUGUGAGUGUGUGAGUGUGUGUGUGUGUGUGUGUGUGUGUGUGUGUGUGUGUGUGAGAGAGAGUGUGUGUCACCUGGGCUGAAGUCCUCAGUCUCUCUGGCUGUAGGUGAUACUGGUUCCGUGGCUGGUUCUGGUUCUGGUUCCGUGGCUGGUUCUGGUUCUGGUUCCGUGGCUGGUGCUGGUUCUGGUUCCGUGGCUGGUGCUGGUUCCGAGCCAGUCCUCUCUGUAGAUGAAGAUGUCCCUGGCCCAGCGGGUGCUCCUCUCCUGGAUCUUCUCCCUGAUCUUCCUCAUCAUGCUGGUCCUCAAGCUGGACGCUAAGAUCCACUGGAACUGGUUCCUCAUCUUCCUCCCCGUCUGGACUUUCGACACCAUCCUCAUCCUCAUGCUGAUAGUGAAGAUGGCGGGGCGCUGCAAGCCGGACUUUGACCCCAGGGACGGCGAGCAGAGCCUGAAGAGGAGGCUGUGGUACCUGACGGCCCUGCUGCUGAAGCUGGCCUUCUGUGUGACGCUGUGCUCCCGCCUGGAGAGCCUCACGGAGAUGUGGGUCAGCGUGGUGUGUGUCCCUCUGUGGGUGCUGCUGGGUGGGGCGCUGGUGGAGCUGGGCCACAGUGUGUUCCACUACAGGAGGGAAUGAGCCAGAGGACUCUUUGAGACACGUAACACGGGGGACAAAAACUUCAAACAUCUAUCGCUUGGGAUGAACCAAUCUGAUCCACCGGACUGGUAUCCGGGCCGAUACUGACCUUAAGUGGACCUGGUGUCGGUCGGACAUGACGCUUCCACAUUAAAUACACUUUCUUUGACAA